AUGGGGGACUUCACACGUUCAGAAGAAAUGAGGUUCUGCCAACUUAUUGUUGAGAAAGAUGCAGCAUUCAAUUGUGUGGCAGAACUGGGAAAGCAACCUUAUGUCCAAUUUAAAGAUUUGAACCCCGACGUAAACCCUUUCCAGCGAAUGUUCGUUCGUGACAUUCGGCGUCUGGAUGAGAUGGAGCGUAAAUUGAGGUUCUUGGAGUCUCAAAUUAAUGCCGAUAGCAUACCUAUUCCUGGACGCAUUGAUGAUGGCGAUUAUACGAUAAUGCCACAAGUUGAGCUAAAUCAGCUGGAGACAACCCUCACUGAUCUGGAAAGAGAUGUUAAAAACAUGAAUGAAUCCGACUCUCAGUUAAGAUCAAAUCUAAUGGAAUUGAAAGAAUGGGAUCAUGUGCUUGAUAAGACGGAUCAGUUUUUCCAAGGGGGAGUGGAUGACCAGGCUCAAGAAGAGCUUGAGAUACAAGAAGAAGAAGGUUUCGGUAAAAGUGAAAAAGCUCCUAUGAGUUAUGGAGUUGGAACCAUCAGAAGGGAGAGGCUCUUGGCAUUCGAAAGAGUUCUGUGGAGAGCUUGUCAUCAUACAGCUUAUCUGCGAAGUGCCCCAAUCGAGGAAGUUUUCGAAUAUACAAAUGGAGAAAGAAGUGAGAUGGCUGUUUUUAUCGUUUUUUAUAAAGGAGAUCGUCUUCGAGCUAUUAUCGAAAAAGUUUGCGAUGGCUUCAAAGCGAAACUUCUUAAAAACUGUCCAAAGACUUUCAAAGAAAGGCAAUCAGCUCGCGUUGAUGUUCGUGCUCGACUCCAAGAUCUGCAAACAGUCAUUGGACAGACGAAAGAUCAUCGCUUCCGCGUUCUACAGGCUGGAGCUAAUAAUCACAACCAAUGGCUCAAACAAGUUCGAAUGCAGAAAACAGUUUAUGCUCAUCUAAACCUGUUUACCUUCGAUGGCAUCGGUCGUUUCUUUGUAGCCGAAGCUUGGGUUCCGUCGCUCCAUAUUGACGAUGUUAAAAUUGCUCUUCAACGAGGAGCUGAAGCGAGUGGGUCAACAGUCGCUCCAGUUCUGAACGUUUUGGAGACAUCUAAAACCCCUCCAACUUACAAUAAAACCAAUAAGUUUACUGCUGUUUUCCAAGGUAUUGUGGAUUCUUAUGGAGUAGCAUCCUACAGAGAACUGAACCCGGCUCCUUACACUAUAAUUUCAUUCCCAUUCCUGUUCGCUUGUAUGUUCGGUGAUCUUGGUCAUGGCAUCCUCAUGUUCCUUGCUGGACUAUAUUUAGUUCUACGAGAGAAAAAUCUUAUCGCUAGAAAUAUCAAAGAUGAAAUUUUCGGAAUGUUCUUCGGUGGUCGUUACAUCAUUCUCCUCAUGGGUUUGUUCUCGAUUCAUGCUGGAAUACUUUACAAUGAUUUGUUUGCCAAAUCUUUCAACAUUUUUGGAAGUCAAUGGUUAAAUACCUAUAAUUCAUCCCAACUUGACAUCUGGAUUGUACAAGCCUCGCAGACCAAGAAGGAAAUGCUGAUUGAACUUGAUCCUGGCACCUCUUACCAGCACAGUGAAGGACCAUAUCCGUUCGGAGUUGAUCCAGCUUGGAAUAUCGGAGAGAACAAGCUCAACUUCCUCAAUUCAAUGAAAAUGAAGCUUUCCGUCAUUCUGGGUGUUGGGCAGAUGACAUUUGGAGUUGUCCUCAGUCUUUUCAAUCAUCGCUUUUUUAAGUCCAAGAUUGAAAUCUUCACGGUUUUCAUUCCUCAAAUGUUAUUCAUGUCUUGCAUUUUCAUCUACCUUUGCCUACAAAUUAUUCUGAAAUGGAUCUUUUUCUGGGUUCGUGAAGAGACCGUUUUUGGUCGGCUCUAUCCCGGUUCUCACUGUGCACCAUCUCUUUUGAUUGGACUAAUCAAUAUGUUCAUGUUCAAAUCUCGUGAACCAGGCUUUGUUGAUAUGAGUAAAGUUGUAAGCAACACAACUGACCAUGUUGUUUAUCAAGAAUUGGAAACAUGCUAUCUCACCGAAUGGUAUCCUGGUCAAGGAACAAUCGAAGCUAUUUUGGUAUUGAUUGCUGUUCUCUGCAUCCCAAUCAUGCUCUUUGGAAAGCCGAUUCAUUUCCUUUUGGAGGAGAAAAAGAAAAAAAGAGACUUGGGCGGAAGCAUGUCUGUCCAUGCUAACGUUUAUAACGAUGAUGCUGAGAUUGUCAUUAAUGGAACCCAGAAAGCCGAGCAGCAUCAUGAUGAUGAUCAUGAACAACAUAACUUCGGAGAUGUCAUGGUUCAUCAAUCUAUCCAUACUAUUGAAUACGUACUUGGGUGUGUAUCACACACAGCUUCCUAUCUCCGUUUGUGGGCUUUGUCUCUCGCUCAUGCUCAACUAUCUGAGGUUUUGUGGCACAUGGUUUUGGUCAACUCUUUCAAUCUUCAUAAUCCAAUAGCUGGAUACAUUGCAUUAUAUGUAAUCUUCUUCUUCUUCGCUAUUUUGACAUUCUCCAUUCUUGUCCUUAUGGAAGGUCUCUCAGCUUUCCUUCAUACUCUUCGUCUCCACUGGGUUGAAUUCCAAUCAAAAUUCUAUCUCGGUCUUGGAUAUCCAUUCGAGCCAUUCAGUUUCAAGUCAACUCUACAGUUGGCCGAAGCUUCUCAAAGCUCUGGCUAA
Molecule: messenger RNA, 2631 nt
Organism: Auanema sp. JU1783
Lineage: Eukaryota; Metazoa; Nematoda; Chromadorea; Rhabditida; Rhabditidae
Source: the annotation of a GenBank genome assembly